Molecule: messenger RNA, 1288 nt
Organism: Arabidopsis arenosa
Lineage: Eukaryota; Viridiplantae; Streptophyta; Magnoliopsida; Brassicales; Brassicaceae
Source: the annotation of a GenBank genome assembly
AUUUCUGAUCUCUUCUCAAAGUUUCGUUUUUUUUCUUCUUAAUUGUAUAAACGUUUCAUCGAUGUCAGGUUAUCCUCCGACGAGCCAAGGUUACGGUUACGGUUACGGCGGCGGAAAUCAACCUCCACCACCUCAACCACCUUACUCCUCCGGCGGUAACAAUCCUCCUUACGGAUCAUCAACCUCUUCUCCUUACGCUGUACCCUACGGCGGACCUAAACCACCGUCAUCCUCUCCCACGCCGCCGUACGGAUCUUCAAAGCCUCAAUCUUCAUCAUACGGAGCACCGCCUCCUUCAGCUCCUUACGCGCCUUCUCCAGGAGACUACAACAAGCCGCCAAAGGAGAAACCUUACGGAGGCUACGGAGCUUCCGGCGAUUACGGAGCUCCACCACCGUCUGGACCUUCUGAUUACGGGAGUUACGGUGCUGGACCUCGUCCGUCGCCGCCGUCUGGGUACGGUGGAGGAUACGGAGCUACUCCAUCGCCUGGGAUUUCUGAAUAUGGAAGUUACGGUGGUGCUCCGCCUCGUCCAGCGUCUUCUGGUCACGGUGGCGGAUACGGAGGUUAUCCUCCGCAAGCAUCAUAUGGAAGUCCUUUUGCUUCUCUGAUUCCGUCAGGUUUUGCUCCGGGAACGGAUCCGAAUAUAGUGGCUUGCUUUCAGGCUGCAGAUCAAGAUGGUAGUGGCUUUAUUGAUGAUAAGGAGCUUCAAGGAGCUCUCUCUUCUUAUCAACAGAGAUUCAGUAUGAGAACUGUUCAUCUUCUUAUGUAUCUAUUCACCAAUAGCAAUGCCAUGAAAAUCGGACCUAAGGAGUUUACUGCACUUUUCUACAGUCUUCAGAACUGGAGGUCCAUUUUUGAGAGGUCUGAUAAGGACAGGAGUGGCAGAAUAGAUGUGAAUGAGCUGAGAGAUGCGCUUUUGAGCCUUGGGUUUUCGGUUUCUCCUGUGAUUUUGGAUCUGCUGGUUUCCAAGUUUGACAAAAGCGGAGGCAAGAACAGGGCCAUCGAAUAUGACAAUUUCAUUGAGUGCUGUCUCACUGUUAAGGGGCUGACAGAGAAGUUCAAGGAGAAGGACACAGCCUACUCAGGCUCAGCUACUUUCAACUACGAAAGCUUCAUGCUCACCGUCCUCCCCUUCCUCAUCGCAUAAGUUUUUAACGGUAACCCGUUUGCAAAUCUUCAGUUUUUUUUGUUUGUUCUUCGUUGUGUGAAUGCUAUUGUCAAUGGAACUACAAGAAGCUUUUCCGGUUAAGUUGAACUCAAGAGUUUAUAAAAAAUGUGAAAUGUA